AUGGGUCUCUGUUGCAGACCCCAAAUGAGCAGUAAUUCAACAUUUAAGCAACGUCGUAAAAUGCUUGAUACGAAACAGAGCGAAUUACUUCGUUACGCAUCUGCAACACUUGGUAGUGGUAAUUUACGUGAAGCAGUUAAGUUACCGAAUGGUGAAGAUCCGAAUGAAUGGAUCGCUGUUAAUAUUGUCGACUUCUUCAAUCAAAUCAGUAUGUUGUAUGGUACAAUAAGUGAACAUUGUACUGCGGAAUCAUGUCCAAAAAUGUCAGCCGGUCCAAAAUACGAGUAUCUUUGGUCAGAUGGCAAAAAGGCAAUCGCAUGUCCGGCGCCAGUCUACGUUGAUUAUUUAAUGACUUGGGUGCAUGACCAACUUGAUGAUGAGCUCAUCUUUCCUUCUCAUAUAGGUAAACCAUUUCCGUCAAAUUUUAUGCUCAUUGCUCAGUCAAUUAUGAAGCGAUUAUUUCGAGUUUAUGCUCAUAUCUAUCACCAGCAUAUUGAAUUAAUUGAACAGCUGAAGGCAAUAGAGCAUUUGAAUACGAGUUUCAAGCACUUUAUGUUAUUUGUACACGAGUUCAAUUUGAUUGAUUCGAAGCAACUGGCACCUCUGAAUGACUUCAUUGAACGUCUAGCGCCAGCUCGUCAAACAAUCUCAAAUUAUUAA
Molecule: messenger RNA, 660 nt
Organism: Anisakis simplex (herring worm)
Lineage: Eukaryota; Metazoa; Nematoda; Chromadorea; Rhabditida; Anisakidae
Source: the annotation of a GenBank genome assembly